Pelobates fuscus (common spadefoot toad) is the source of this 3425-nucleotide messenger RNA. RefSeq names its product clavesin 2 (gene CLVS2). Gene Ontology annotation, cellular component: trans-Golgi network; clathrin-coated vesicle; membrane. Gene Ontology annotation, molecular function: phosphatidylinositol bisphosphate binding. Lineage: Eukaryota; Metazoa; Chordata; Amphibia; Anura; Pelobatidae. The transcript has 5 exons. Bases 1170 to 2153 code for a protein of 327 amino acids. The record is from RefSeq and is a predicted model, not a curated record. Gene Ontology annotation, biological process: lysosome organization.
AGCAGAGGUACUGGCUGCAUAGUACAGACUCAGCCCAGACUGACGUCACCCACCCUCAAGCAGCAGCAGCAGGACCAGAAGUGAUUGAAUGCACACAACAGACGGGCAGCCUCUCAUCUCAUUGCCUCCAAACCACUGCUAAUGCAAGAUAGGAACACGAGCGAAAGAGGCCGCUCACACACUUCAUCCCUGCUGCUGCUUAUGUGAUCGGUGUGCUAAGAAAACAAUCAAAGGAUCUGAUGGUGCAUGUAAGGAUUAAGAGAUGCGAAAGAGGAAUUACUAGCCGCUCCGUACUGCUUUACUGUUUGGCAGGAUUGUGAUGGCAAAGAAGGGUGUUGCCAUCAUCUUUUAAAAUCAGCUACAGAAGUCACAUGUACCAGGUUCCCGAGUCUCAGCACUGGUUUAUUUAUUUUUUAUUUUUUUAGAGUGAUGCUUGCUGUUUUUCCUGAGAGAUUUGUCUGUGACAAGAAGAAAAACUGCAGGUUGCUGCAUUGACUGUGGUUUUGUUUUUUGCUUCAAGAUGGGAAUUACUUGUAGUAUUUGUAUUUCAAUCUUUUCAUGACCACACAGGACAGGACCUAUAUGCACCUAUGAUGGGAUAUUUGUAAACACUGUAUUCUCAAGACUGUAGCUGAUAAAAAGCAGUGGCUGUGGGGAACUUGAUUUGUGACAUUGGAUUACCAAAAGAAGAUCGAAAGCGGUUAUUUUCAUAUAUUCACAGACCUGAACAGUGCAAGAUUUUCUGAUGGUCAGGCAGGCUAUACUUAUCUCAUGGUUUGAUUUUGUCACUGAGCUAAGGAAAUAUAAGAUCAUUGCAGGCAAGAUUGCUACAGGAGAUCAGUGUUUCCUGUUGAUGCCACCUAGGGGCGCUAUAUCAUUCUCUCCGUUGCUUACCCUUGAGAUCAGGUGCAUAGAAAAACAAGCGGGGAUUUUGAUCUUCACUGCUGUUUAAUAUUCCUAAUUCACUGGACAAGCAUAAGUACAAGUAUUUCACUGCUUUCUGCUGUUACUAAAGCCUGUGUACACAUAUAUUUUCUUGUAAAAAUCCAUGUGUUUACUUACCUACACAUUCAUUGUGAUCUUUUUCAUUGAUUACAACUGAGUCAGACCUCUCAGGUAUAUAAGGAUAAUUAAACAUAAGGAUAAGGGAACCAUAUCUAAUAUACAAAAUGACUCACUUGCAGGCUGGAUUGUCGCCUGAGACAUUAGAGAAAGCUCGGUUGGAGCUAAAUGAAAAUCCAGACACCUUACACCAAGAUAUCCAGGAGGUAAGGGACAUGGUUAUUACACGACCAGAUAUAGGUUUUCUCAGGACUGAUGAUGCCUUCAUCUUGAGGUUUCUAAGGGCAAGAAAGUUUAACCACUUUGAAGCUUUCCGUCUACUGGCCCAAUAUUUUGAAUACCGCCAACAAAAUCUGGAUAUGUUCAAAAACUUCAAGGCCACAGAUCCUGGAAUUAAACAGGGACUCAAAGAUGGCUUUCCUGGGGUACUGUCAAAUCUUGAUCAUUUUGGUCGAAAGAUCCUAGUACUGUUUGCUGCCAACUGGGACCAAAGCAGGUAUACACUUGUGGAUAUUCUGCGUGCAAUACUUCUCUCUUUAGAAGCUAUGAUAGAAGAUCCAGAACUUCAAGUGAACGGGUUUGUUUUGAUAAUAGAUUGGAGCAACUUCACUUUCAAGCAGGCAUCCAAGCUUACCCCAAGCAUGCUAAGACUAGCAAUAGAAGGUCUGCAGGAUAGCUUUCCUGCCCGUUUUGGAGGAAUCCAUUUUGUCAAUCAACCCUGGUAUAUCCAUGCCUUGUAUACCGUCAUACGUCCAUUCUUGAAAGAAAAGACACGGAAAAGGAUAUUUUUGCAUGGGAAUAAUCUCAAUAGCCUGCACCAACUGAUUCACCCAGAAAUCUUACCCUCUGAAUUUGGUGGGAUGCUGCCACCAUAUGAUAUGGGAACAUGGGCAAGAACGCUACUGGACCAUGAAUAUGAUGACGAGAGUGAAUAUAAUGUAGACUCAUAUACUAUGCCAAUGAAAGAUGUGGAAAAAGACUUAUCUCCCAAAGCUAUGAAGAGGUCCCAGUCUGUAGUGGAUCCUGGGGUGUUGAAACACAAUGAUAAAAAUGAAGAGGAAAACUUGCAGCCGUUACUGUCACUUGAUUAGCAUCUUCCCGGCAAUGUUCUUUCAAGCAAUGAAAAUGAGGAUUCAUGUUCCGGGAAUAACUAAACACUUUACAGGAAUGUACCAACUGGAUAUUUAUUGUAUAUGUUAUCUUUGCAAAAUGUAACUAGACACAGAGUCUCUCUGCUUUGCAGUGUUGAGAUUCUAACAAAAGAUUAAUGCAUUUAAUCUAGUCAAGUGCCAACUUGUUUGUAAAUAGAGUCCAAUGUAAUCUUCCUCUUUAGAUUUGUAAGUGAUUAAAUAGAUCACUUGUGUGAAAAAAUGUGUAAAUGCCAACUUACAUUUAAAAAUUGUGCACUGUAAAAAAAUAAAAUAAAGACACAAACGUAUAUAUAUAUAUAUUCAAGGUAGGCCCCAUGCUUUUAUAUAAAGCCAUAUAUAGCAGCUACCACACUGCUUUUUACUAGAAAAAAAUGAAGAAUGAAAUAUCAGUAUGGUUGCAUUAUCAAGUAAAAAAAGUGACUUUUCUUUUUUGCAAAACUAAGUAUCAAUUUUGAGUCGGAAGUUUCUUCUGCUUGGUAAGAUUGAACAUAGCAGAACAAAUACUAUCUGUACUGUGCCAAAUUGGUUUCUUAUUGGAAUUUGUGAUGCUAGUUAUCCAGUCUUAUUACAGUACCAGUGAGAAAUGUUAUAGAGUGGAAAAAACAGUGCCAAAAAAUGAAAAAUUGGUUGUGCUGAAAAUUUGUUUUUAAAACAUAAUGUUUUCCGAAGCUUGGCAGAUCCAAUCAAACAGAGUUACAUAAAUGUAAAACUAUAAACCUGUAUUAUUGUCUUAAAUUUUGUACAUUGAGUACUACGGGUCGGUGUGUACCAAACACCAAGUGCAAACGUGUCAUUAACUGAAAGCAGUGGACGUUGAGCUAUGCUAUUAUGUAUUCUGUUUUCACAUCUGUAUUUUCCAAGACCAUCUUUUAUUUACAGCAUCCACAUUCUAUAGGAAUAGUAAAGCGAUACAAAAAAAAAAAAAAACAUUACAUCUACCAUACAUCUACAACAAAAUCAUAAAAAUAUUAGACUUGGAGAUUUGUGUCAUUACAAACUGCAAUUUGCCUGACUUUUGGCCAAUCGUUAUAGCCGAAUCAUGAACCAAAAGAAAUUUACAAUGGCCAAGCAUGUUUGUUUUGUGAUUCCUAAUUCCUCCUGUUCACCAGAAAAAGAGAUGAUUAAUGGUAGAAAAGAUGAUUGAAAGCUAGGACACAGUCACUAAAUGUUGAUUUUAUUCACAGAACAAGAAAUAAAAAAAUAAUAGAGAGA